AUGGAAAAAUCCAAAGAAGAAUUAGAGCUCCUCCUCCAAGAUCCACGAAAACGGCAAAGGACCACAUUCUCACAAUCGCAGUUGCGGAUCCUUGAAGAUGCAUUUGCUCGCCAGCAGUAUUUGGUUGGUAGCGAACGCGUACGACUUGCUGCCUUGCUCAACAUUGGCGUUCCACAGGUGAAAGUAUGGUUCCAAAAUCGUCGAAUUCGUUGGCGACGCGAACAGCGAGAAAUGCUCAUGGCUCAAGUGCAAUCCCAACCAUAUCAGAUGACAUCAAGCUCUGGAAUCAAUCCAUCAGAGGAAUCACUUAUGACGAAGCAAUUCACCAACCAGCAAAAGCUUCCAAAUAUAGAUGAGCCAAAUAUCUAG
Cylicocyclus nassatus is the source of this 369-nucleotide messenger RNA. The record is from the annotation of a GenBank genome assembly. Lineage: Eukaryota; Metazoa; Nematoda; Chromadorea; Rhabditida; Strongylidae.